Cyphellophora europaea CBS 101466 is the source of this 738-nucleotide messenger RNA. RefSeq lists its product as uncharacterized. The coding region runs from base 1 to 738 and encodes 245 amino acids. Lineage: Eukaryota; Fungi; Ascomycota; Eurotiomycetes; Chaetothyriales; Cyphellophoraceae. Gene Ontology annotation, molecular function: calcium ion binding; monooxygenase activity. The transcript has a single exon. The record is from RefSeq and is a predicted model, not a curated record.
AUGUCGCCUGAAAAGCGGGUCAAACACCGAGAUGAGCACGAGGUGAAUGGUACCAACAACAGCAUUGGCAUGAGGCCUGAGCAGCAGGCACUGGAUCAGGUCGCGGCACGACAUCCUCUCCGGCCUUUGAACAUGCUGCAGAAGCAUGUGCUGUUCUGGGACCAGGAUUGCGAUGGCAUUAUCUGGCCCUGGCAGAUCUACCAAGGAUUCCGAGAGCUGGGCUUCAACGUUGUCUACUCGCUGGGGUCGCUGCUGAUACCGCUAUUCUUCUCCUAUCCAACUCGGCUUGGCCACAGUUGGAUCCCCGAUCCGUUUUUCCGCAUCUACGUCGACACGGGUAACAAGUCUAAGCACGGCUCAGACAGUGGCAUCUACACCUUUGAUGGAGACUUCAAUGAGGAUCGCUUCAAUGAGAUGUUUGAGUACUUUGAUGAGGACAACGUGGGUGGUCUGAGCGCUGAUGAGAUGUGGAAACUCUGGCAGAAGAAUCGGUGUUCGUGGGAUCCUUGGGGGUGGUGCUUUGCAUUCAUGGAGUGGUCAACAACUUGGCUUCUGCUUCAGAGAGAGGGCAGGGUGUGGAAAGAAGACUUUCGUGCAUGCUAUGACGGAACGAUAUUCUGGAAGAUCUCCUACGAAAGGACCCAGGGUGAUGGAUGGCAGCAGGGUUACGGUUUGCGCGACUUCUUCCGCGGCAUGUGGAAGGGCAGGACUUGGAGGCUUUGGGAACUAGAGAAGUAA